GACCUGCAAUAGUAGUGAAAUACCAAAGCAUUCAAUUGCAUGUCACCUCCGUAGCCAUCAUCACAGCCUGUAUUUCUCGGGAUAAGCCAGUUUCUUACAGCUGGGGGUGGCUGUGGGAUGCUGCUGCUUGUUUGCCAGCCUGUAGGCUGGAAGGGGCUGGAGUCUGUCUGUUGCAGUCUGGAGGGGCUCUUCCCAAGGUGCUGCUUCCCAGGUUGGGUUUGCUCGCUGAUGUGUGCUUUGUUCUCUCUACUUUGUUCCACACAUGGUGCUAACCCAUGGGGAGAGGCUGGGGUCUGGCUGUUCCUGUCCUGUGGGGCUCUGUGCAUGGUGCUGCUUCCUAGACUGUGUUUGCUCGCUGAUUGCAAAAGUCUUCUGCUAAUCUGGUUUGUUUUGGUUUUCUUUACAGUGUUUUUGACAAGUAUAAAUUUUUUUUUUCUUUUCUUUUUGGGACAAAGUCUCACUGUGCAGUUUAGCCUGGCCUUGAACUCACUUUGUAGCCCAGACUGGCCUUGAAUUCGCAGUGGUCCUCCCCUCAGUUUCCCUUUGAGUGCUGGGAUUGCAAGUGUGUACUACCAUGCCUGGCCGUUGACCUUCUUUGUUAAAGGAGAACUUCAGUCAUUCCACCCUUCCUUGGGUUUAAACAUUUUUUUUCUUUUUCAGUGCUGGAGGUUUAACCCAGGAUUGCUUUACCGGUGACCUACAUCCCCACCCUUUUAGAUUUUUUUUUUUCAUAUAGGAUCUUAGUUGCUGAGUCGGCCUUGAACUUUCUACCUUUCUGUCUUAGCCUCUUGAAAACAUAACGGUGGCAGUCGCUCUUCUAAGACUUUUAAACCAAAGAAGAACAUCCCGGAGGGUUCUCACCAGUAUGAGCUCUUAAAACAUGCGGAAGCCACUCUUGGCAGUGGCAACCUCAGGAUGGCUGUCAUGCUUCCUGAGGGAGAAGAUCUAAAUGAGUGGGUUGCAGUGAACACUGUGGAUUUCUUCAACCAGAUCAACAUGCUUUAUGGAACCAUCACAGACUUCUGUACAGAAGAGAGUUGUCCAGUCAUGUCAGCUGGGCCAAAAUACGAGUAUCAUUGGGCAGAUGGAACAAACAUAAAGAAACCUAUUAAGUGCUCUGCACCAAAGUAUAUUGAUUAUCUGAUGACGUGGGUCCAAGAUCAGUUGGAUGAUGAGACAUUAUUUCCAUCAAAAAUUGGUGUUCCAUUCCCAAAAAACUUCAUGUCUGUGGCAAAAACCAUCCUCAAGCGUCUCUUCAGGGUCUAUGCUCACAUUUAUCACCAGCACUUUGACCCUGUAAUCCAGCUUCAGGAGGAAGCACAUCUCAAUACAUCUUUCAAGCACUUUAUAUUUUUUGUCCAGGAGUUCAACCUUAUAGAUAGAAGAGAACUUGCACCACUCCAAGAACUGAUUGAAAAACUCACCUCAAAGGACAGAUAAAAGAACACAGAGCUGUGCAAACUGUUCCUCAAACGAAGCUGUGUGGAGUGUAUUUGGGGUUUUUGUCAUAUUUUAUCUGUUUUGUCUUGGGUUUGGGUGGCUUGCUUAAGUUCCCUUUUUUUAAUUUUGAAUAUUUGAAAACAUGCUCUAUUGAUAGAAGAAGCCAAGAACCAUUCUCUCCAUUGAAAGGGGAUACAUUUUGUCUAGUGGCAUACAGUAUUUUUUUUAAAAAUGAUUUUGGUUACUUGACCAGUUUUAAUAAGACCAUGUGCUGGAAGAAAAAGUUUGCUGAUGGAUGGGAUUCUGUGUUGUAUAAAUUGUGACACAUGGUGAAGUCCCCAGGAGACUUAUGUUUUUAAGUGCCUUGGCGGGUUCACUUCUGAGAUGCAAAGCACAGAAAAACUGAACAAGGCUUGAAACAAUACUAGGAUUACUAUCCAGGGCACUUACUGGUGCAUGCUUGUAAAAUAAUCUAUGAUAAAAGCCAUAGUUUACCUAAAUUGGUGUUCUCCAGCUUUUCCUACAUUGAAGAAACAUGAUUUGUAAAGGUAUGCAUGUAGAACAUAAAAAUUAGUAUUUCUUAGUUAUUUUUGAUAUCAACAGUAAUAUAUUCUGUUUAAGCAACAAAUGCUUAAAGUUCUAUACCGGGUCUUUUUCCAUCUUUUAAAAGCUGUGAUAUUUAAAUUUGAGGAUGUUAAAAUAUAGUACAUAUUGCCUUUUGGCUUCUUUCUAUGUGUUGACUGCACUGUGGUGUCUUUCUACAUGUUAACCGUGGGUGUAAAACUUCAGGUUAUAUAUAUAGAAUUGCCAUCUUCAGAGGUGAUGCUGAACUGUGAGGUUUCUUAGCAAUUGCCAAAUGAGCCAUAAGUCUGCAGAAUAACCACCUACUUUGAAAAGUAGGGGAUAGAGAGUAUGUUUGGCUGGGGAAAGGAAUUAGUUUGUAUGGGGAGUUAGGAUGGAAUUAAAUAUGGGGGAUUAGCUGGGGAUUUAGCUCAGCAGCAUAAGCUGAGCUCAUAACCUUGGCAAGCGCAAGGUUAUGAGUUUGAUCCCCGGUACCAAAAAGGGGGGGGGAUUAAGUUCUAGGAAGUUCUCUUUUAAAACUCUUCAAUAAAACUGAUGUUAAGAUUUUAAUCAAUUACUUGUAAGCAGAAUCUUACAGACUGCCUUUUAGGAAUCAACUUCCAAGUUAAGAAUGCAUUAUUGGUUUUAGGUAAAGAUAUUAAGCAUGGAUUUAAGGACCAUCUGGAAAAACUGAUCACUUUUUUAGUAUUUCCAUUCAGUGAAUGGAGCUGGUAUUUCCUGUCAUUUUAAAAUGAUGUAUAGUACCUUCUUUGCAUAUCAUAGGCUGAGUUUCAAGUAUUCUGAAUUGAGAAAUACCCAUCAGACUUCCAAUUUUAGUUUUAUUAAUUUUGGUAACUUUGUUUUCUUUAGUUAGAAAUGUGUUAGAUUCCUCCAGUUAGAAACAUGCUUGUAGAAUAGAAGUGUUUGCUCUGAUGGAUUACUAAUGCCUAGGAGAAAAGAAAAUAAGUUUGUUCUUGUCAUUAACAAGUAGAGUAGUGAUGCAGUUUGAUACUUUUACAAUCCACAUCACCAGGAACUGCCUUUUUCUCCAUUCAUUCCUAGCAAUUAAUGCAGUAAGUACCAACAGUAAAGUAACAGGAGAGCCUGACAGAGCAGAUAUAUUGAUGCUUACUGGUAAUGCUUAUUUGUAUAAUGCAGUGACAAAAACUAGCAGAUUUUCUUAAACUUUUAGAACACAGCAAAUAAUAGUGACCACUGUGGGCUGGUUCAGAAAUAAAAUUCGGUGGCACGAUUUUUGAGGAAAUGAAACAGAAUUCCUCAAUUAGUCUUCCAUAUUGAAUAAUUUCCUGUCAGUCUCUUAGCAAAGGAUUGCAGUAGCCAAAUACAGAGAGAAUAGAAGACUUAUUCUUGUUCAUUUAACCCUUAUAAAGUAGUAGUAUACUGCAGAAAUGGAAAAAUACUUCCACAAAUUAAAAUUUGGUAGGAGGAUGUACUUUCCCACUGUAUGUGGAAAGGAAUUUGUUUUUACUUUGCCAGAGUCUCACGUGCCUGUUUCUGAAUAUUCAUUUACUCAGUUACUGAGAAGCAAGGAUACACGUAUGUUUAUAUGUGCUUACAAGGAAGUUUCCCAGGGAGGCGCUUAACAUUGUACAUGGUGGUAGGUGGCUGUAGUGAGGAAAUACUCACUAGCGCAGAUGAAAAGAACUGACUUUAAAAUAAAGUUGCUUUGCUGUAGUUGUUUUCCACCUGUAAAAGUUGGGAAGAUACUCUUUGCAAAAUAAGGAUCAAAGCUUGAUGUUAGAGGAGAGUGUGCUUAUAAAUGUCUAUUUAGAUUCUUUUCAGAUCUCUACUUAAUUUAUAAAUAACCAAGUAAAUUAUUUCCUCCCUUUCUUUAUACAGAGUUACAAAGCAGAGAUUUUUCUCGUCCUUUUUGAUUUCAGGAUCUCAUGAAAUAUAAAGUAGUGAGUUGACAAGGUGUCAUUAUUUUUUUGACAAGGUAUUAUUGGCACUCCUAAUAACUUUGGUUAAAUGUUGAUGUGAUACAAGUUUGAAGAAUUAUUUUAAGUGGUGGUGGUGGUGGUUGUGGUGGUGGAAAAAAAUUAAUUCCAGAAAGAGCAAAAUUUUUAAAAUUAGCUACAAUAGAUGAUGCUCCUGGCUUUCAAUUGCUGGCCUCCAUUUCCCAUAAAGCUGUGUAGGCCACGUUAAAACAGUUAUGUGUGUAUUAUUUAGCUGAUGGCUUUGGAGGAUAACUUAGAUGAAAAUGUACCGCUCUCUACUUUCUCUGUUAGUCAUUUGUAAAUUCUGAAUGAUCAGCAUAAAAUGUAUGAGGUAGAAAAAGAUACCGUUAGGGCAAAAUACAUUUCAGACUGUGUUACUGCUUGGCUUAUCAGGAUAGAUGAAGCACUAACAUCUUUCACUAGGAAAUGAGAUGAUAUGGGUAUUUAUAUUUUACAUACGUAAACUCCAGACUCCAUUUUAUGUAUUAACAUUUUCCCUGCACCUGGGAAAAUGGAAAAAAUGACAGAUUUCUCUGACAGCUUUUCUACACCCUCUCUGAGAGAGGUUUUGAUAACCACUAAAAUGGUAGACUAUGUGAGAUGGAAGUAUUAGGUCGUAGAACUUUCUUUUAAGGUGGGUAUGUCAUGCCUUAACAUCCAAAUCAGUUGGUCUUCAGUGGUUUCCUUGGAAAGGACCACUUAUUACAGCUGUCCUGUGAAACUUAAUGCUUUCAGCACUCUUUUAGAGAUGCCAUGAGAAUCAGUUUGUGACUAUGCAAGAAAAUCAUUUCAUCACUUUUGUUGCACAAAAACUUUUGGCAGCUUAAUAUGACUUACUGUAAUCACCAAAUCAAGUCUAGUAACUUGGUUAUUUUCUGAGAAGCAAGCCACUAGGCAAAAAGAAUGUGUCAUAGACUAAAUCUGCUGAAGAGAAUGUUUUAAGCAUUAUUUGCAUCAUUGGUUUCCUGGUGUCACUAUUUUAAACUAUACAGUAUCAUUUGGAUGUGUAGGCUUACGGUCUUUAAAAAAAACUCUGUCUUAUAGUAAAAUGUAUCUUUCAAAAACCCGUUUUAUUUUCUGGAACUUGUUGUCCAGUUUUUAAUCCUCUUUCCUGAAGACUUUUACGUUCUGUCUGUGACUACUGUCAGAUAGUUCAGUGUUAGAGAAUAUGGAAAAAUUGACUCAGUAUUUAAAAUAGAAUAGUUUUAAGGAAACAAAGUUUUUACCUCCAUUUUUUAAAAACAUGCUUUUUCUCAAAUGAACAAUAUAACUUUAAAAGAUGGGAUUAUUGCACAAGAAAAUUGGGAUAAAUUUUAUGUACGAAUUAUGCUGUUUUAAACCUCAGUAUCUCAAAAUACUGAGAAUUUUAUAACUUUCAUACAUCAUUUAUAAUGUUAAAUUUUGAUUGUUUUUUCAGAAAGAUGAGUGCUAAAAGUUAUUUGUGAUUUGGAAAUGUGACUAUAUAUUUUGAAAACUUCUCUUAUUUUAAAACUUAGUGGGGUUUUAAAACAAUAUACCAGUUCUUACAAACAGAUGUAUACUUUGAGGACCCCCCAAAAUAAAUUUAAAUUUGUCCUAAUGUUAAAAUUUACCAUGAGAGUCACUUUUGUUGGCUAUCAUCUUGUAUAUGAUAUAACAGAGUUAGCUCUUUCAAGAUUUAGUGGAAAAGUUUAAUUAGAACAUGUAACAAUUUUCGCUGCAGAUGAUUUGAAUUUUGCAGGUUUUCAUAAUAAGUUAAGGAGAAUAGUGAAAUACCCUCCCAGGCUGCCUCUGAAAGCUGGAUUAUUGACAUUUUGGCAGAAGAAAAAAAGUGCAGAUUAGAAUAUUGAGUACUCUGUUUUAUAAGUGUAAAGCAAGUUUCUCUUUUUGCUUAAUUUCUAUUCUGAAUAUUAGUAAAAUAACUGACCUUUUCCCAGCUGUUUUCUUAACCUUCGUCUCCCUUUUGAGGUACUCAUGUGAGCGCUCACAUGUGUGCGUGCACACACAUGGAAACAACCAUUUAGGUUGAUUUUGCAAGUCUUCCUUUUUAGGGAUUCUGAAGUACUUAUUAUAAAGUCAGUUUGUUAUGGUUGAUAACUUUCUUUAAAUUUGUCACAGAAACAGUAUUAGUGAUACAAACUUUUAUUUCUCUUUUUAUAUAUUAUUUUAUAUCAUUAAAUUCUUAUAGGUAGAUGAUUCUUACAGUUUUGCACAAGUUUAAUUUUUGUUUCUGAAAUAGUAUUUGUGCACAUUGUGAAAUAGAUUAGUACAUUUUCAUUUAAGAACUUUUGUCCUUAAGUUGGUCUGCAGAAAUAACUAUUUUUAGGAAAAUAAUUUUUUAACAGUCUUCACUAAAUUGUAUUUGUUAUUUUUGUACAUGCAUAACCAGGGUGGUAAAGACACUAAUCUUUUAGGAAAUUCUUACUUUGUUCUCUCUGAAUUUUUCCUAUACUUUUGUUACUUAAAAUUAUCACUAAAAGCAGUCUCAUGAAAUCUAGACUGAGAGAGAAUACACUAAAUAUGAGAAAACUUACAUUUUGAAUAGGAAUUAUUUCUGAAGACAAAAGCAGAGGUGUAGCGCUGGUGCCCCGUACUGGCAGCGUAGGGCAGCAUUCACAUUGUGCUGGUGUGUCAGGUAGCGCACAAACAGGAAGAUCCUGUUCUCACGGAGAGCGUUCAUAGCUGGACCCUGGACAUGGUGGUGCAUGCCUGUAAUUACAGGUGCUAGGAGACUGACAGGAAGAUUGCAAGUCUGAGUCAAGCUUGUACUGUUUAGUGAGACACUGUCGCAAAGAAGUGUGCGGCUGUAGCGUGGUGGUAGAGCACGUGUCGUACAUGCGUGAUUCCCGGGUGAAUCCCCAGCACCACCAGCAACAGUACAUGGCUGGAAGGGAGGAAAGUAGUCUGAAAUAUGAAAUGCAACUUGGAAGCUCUGUCUUAAGCUGUGCCAAGAUGGCACACAUUGUAGUAGUUAUUGAUUAAAGUUUAAUUGCUUCAUUUUUAUUUUAAAAGGGGAUCUGAGUGUCAAAUAUGUAAUGUUUUAUUUGAAAGUUGUAAAUAAUGUAUACAGACUUGUGAUGGGGUGGGAAGUAUCUAAAAUUCUAGAUUUCUUAAAAAACAAUGUUUAUAAGAAAAAAAUGAAUAAAGUUACAGUUGGCCCUGAA
Molecule: messenger RNA, 7102 nt
Organism: Cavia porcellus (domestic guinea pig)
Lineage: Eukaryota; Metazoa; Chordata; Mammalia; Rodentia; Caviidae
Gene: Mob1b
Product: MOB kinase activator 1B
Exons: 6
Coding region: 916-1440 (174 amino acids)
Biological process (GO): hippo signaling; positive regulation of protein phosphorylation
Cellular component (GO): nucleus; cytoplasm
Molecular function (GO): protein kinase activator activity
Source: RefSeq, a predicted model, not a curated record